This is a messenger RNA of Chanos chanos (milkfish), 719 nucleotides long. RefSeq names its product fatty acid binding protein 7, brain, a (gene fabp7a). The record is from RefSeq and is a predicted model, not a curated record. Lineage: Eukaryota; Metazoa; Chordata; Actinopteri; Gonorynchiformes; Chanidae. Gene Ontology annotation, molecular function: lipid binding. The transcript has 4 exons. The coding region runs from base 73 to 471 and encodes 132 amino acids.
GCAAUAGUACAGUGGUGCUAUCUCAUCAUUUCAACCGCAAGUCUUGGAUCGCUGCUUUACUAACUUGUCAAAAUGGUUGAUGCAUUCUGUGCUACUUGGAAAUUAGUGGACAGUCAGAACUUUGAUGAUUAUAUGAAAGCGUUGGGUGUCGGUUUUGCUACGAGGCAAGUGGGCAAUGUCACCAAACCUACAAUCGUCAUUAGCCAGGAGGGGGACAAAGUAGUCUUAAAAACUUUAAGUACCUUCAAGAACACUGAGAUUUCCUUCAAACUGGGAGAGGAGUUUGACGAAACCACUGCUGACGACAGGCAUGUAAAAUCCACAGUAACCUUGGAAGGAGACAAACUGGUCCAUGUUCAGAAAUGGGAUGGGAAAGAGACAAAGUUUGUCCGAGAAAUCAAGGAUGGUAAAAUGGUCAUGACUUUGACUUUUGAGGGUGCCCAAGCUGUCCGUACUUAUGAAAAAGCAUAAUGUCAAACUGUUGAAAUUAACUGAUGAGCAGUUCAGUCUUCUCCUGUGAACUUGACAAUACAAGAUGGGCAUUUUGAUUGUAAACAUUGUUUUUACUGCACACUCAGAUUUACAUUUCAUUUGCAUUUUUAGCAUGAAUAAAAUGGGAAAUGUUUUUUUUUAUAAGUCCUUUUAUACAAAUUAGAGGAAUUGUUAUGGAGAUGUCUUUUUCACUUUUGGCUCUGAAUUAAAAACAAAUCUUGAAAAUA